Messenger RNA from Trichobilharzia szidati, 1715 nucleotides. The record is from the annotation of a GenBank genome assembly. NCBI's taxonomy places the organism in Eukaryota, Metazoa, Platyhelminthes, Trematoda, Strigeidida, Schistosomatidae.
CAGAGAUUGAAUCCAUUUCAACAUGCCAUUCAAGUUUGGAGAUAAGAAGGGUUAUUAUGAUGCCAAUGAGGCAGGAGGUAAUUCGCGAGCGCCAGCUUUUGGCAGUGGUGAUGGUGGGUAUUACGGUAACACCGGUCCUCAUGACUAUGAUAAUAACAUGAAUCAGAACUAUGGUGGUGGUGCUCCAGGAGCUUUCGGAGGAAAUCCGAUGGGUGGACGCAAUUUCGGUAAUCGACAAUAUCCUACUGAUUGCUAUGGCACGAACAGAAGAAAUAGUGGAAGUUCAGACUCGGACCAUUCGGAUCGUGGUGAAGGACAUCGAAGAGGAUCUUCAAAGCACAGAAACAAACAAUCAGUUCUGGAAAAUCUGAAUAUAAGACAAAUAAGUUGUAAGAAAAUUUUAGCAAAACAGCUAACAGUAAGGGCUCAAAAGUUAUUUAUGCAUAAUUUAACUUUGUUUGCAUUUGAAUGGAGUCUAGGUAAAGUCUAAGAUAAGAUAGUGAGACACAGCAGCAGUUCAUAAAUACAGGGAGUUUUGGUUCCAAGGCAUACAGGACAUUUCCUCCUGUAAUUGUAAGCCUCAAUAAUUCUGUCUAGUCAUUGGUCGGAACACCGCAUAUGAAUCCACUACGUUCACUGUGUUACUGACUAUCACGUGUAAUAUGGCGUAAACAUGCGGAAUUAUAGGUACCAUGUGAGAUGAAAUAUUCAUCUUUGUUUCUACUUUUGGCUGCUCAUGGUUAAUAUUUUUAUUUCAAGAUGCUUGAAUUAUUUCAUAAUAAUAUUUGAGCUGCACAAAAAUGCACACUUUCAAUACCAUCACCAUCAAACACAUGAGUCUUAAUUUAUUUUUGAUUUAAGUGUAUGAUUAUCUAUUCUGAGUAUGUUCAAUGAUAGUGAGUUGACAGCAUUCUGAUUUGCAUUUCUGACUUGUGGUUGUUAAAGUUACUUCAAAUGUGAGCCAGAAUUAUGCAACUAGAAGCUCCACUUUUCCACACGCAUUAUUCGGAAACUAGCAUAUGCCCAUUCCUUUGUAAUGAUUAUUAGAAAUAAUAAGUAUGAGGAAAGUAUCAUAGUAUAUACUAUGAUACGUUCCGUUAAAUAUUUAACUGCCUGGGACUUAGUGUUACUUGUUUGAUGAAAUCAGCGAUGAAAUCAGUGAGUUUGCUGUGGGAAGUUAACAAAUACCCCUGUUCUUAAAACCAUCCUCUCUAAAUAAUUUCAACCAUUCCUAAAAUACCUGUCAUUUUAUCCUUGUUUCAGUUUUACUGUCUCAGGGGUUGUCGCAUCCACCUGUCCAAAAAGGACGAUUAAUGUUUCGAAACUCGUUUGAUAAUCAAACACACUAGUAGUUUAAUGGUUAUAAUAUGAUUUUUUUAACAAUAUACUGUCACUAAAUCUUUUUCAAUACAGCCGAGGAGGGUUUGGCAUAAGUCAUCGACGUCACUCAGGUGAUCGUCAUUCGAGUUCUGAUGAAGGGAAGAAGAACAAAAGAUGGCACUGAAAGUCACUUCUUACCGAUGACCACCUUUGAGCUUUCUUUGUUCGUCAAUGCCGAUAACGAACGUCGUUUACUUUGAUCUCAAUUAGAAAACCAAAUACAGCACAAUAACUACCAUGGAUAGAACUUAUAUCUAUGUUUAUAUACUCACAAUUUCACAUAAACUCAACUUUCUCCCUGUUGUUUUGUAAAAUAUACAGUUUUCUGUAGCGCG